AUGACUACAACAACAUUGCUUGUUAUCACCCUGCUUCCUUCUGACAGUUUGUCGAGCAUAGAACGCAAGCGCUUUGACCUCGCUGACGACCUACGAAGCUAUCGUGAAUGUGAACGUCUGUACUCUCCGUUCAACCUGACUGGUAUUACAUUGGUCUCUAUGAUGCUCUCGUCCGUGGUUCACCGCCCGUUGGAUCACUCUUGGUUCAAGCCCUUUAUGGAUAAGCUCGAGUCGAAAAGAUGCGAAAACUCUUCCCUGCUGCUUCAUCGUUAUGUCGUUGGUCUGUUUGCUGCAAGCGGUCACUGA
Rhizopus microsporus ATCC 52813 is the source of this 306-nucleotide messenger RNA. RefSeq lists its product as uncharacterized. Lineage: Eukaryota; Fungi; Mucoromycota; Mucoromycetes; Mucorales; Rhizopodaceae. The coding region runs from base 1 to 306 and encodes 101 amino acids. The record is from RefSeq and is a predicted model, not a curated record. The transcript has a single exon.